This is a messenger RNA of Limulus polyphemus (Atlantic horseshoe crab), 2022 nucleotides long. RefSeq names its product dual specificity protein kinase CLK2-like. Bases 197 to 1738 code for a protein of 513 amino acids. Gene Ontology annotation, biological process: protein phosphorylation. NCBI's taxonomy places the organism in Eukaryota, Metazoa, Arthropoda, Merostomata, Xiphosura, Limulidae. Gene Ontology annotation, molecular function: ATP binding; protein kinase activity. The transcript has 14 exons. Gene Ontology annotation, cellular component: nucleus. The record is from RefSeq and is a predicted model, not a curated record.
CAAUAACCCAAAAUUGUAUAAUCGUUUUUUUUCGUGCUUGCUAGUACGAAUGUAACCUAGUUUCCAUUUUCGAAGUAGAAAGUUUAGCUAAAGAUACGCCAUCUGAUUAGCAGUUUUUGCUUUUUUAUCGUUAAGUAAUAGUCACUUUUAAGGAGAAUAUUUUGUAUAAAACAACUUUACCAAUUUACAUAUAAAUAUGCCUCGUUCACGAAGACGCCGUCGUUCUCGAUCAGUUAGCUUUGAUUCCCAGACCAGUUCAAGUAGUUAUCGUCAUAAACAUCGAAGGCUGUCAUCAGAAAGCCAUGGUCGUCAUCACUACCAUUCUAGACAAUCUAGAAGUGAUCACUACUGCAGAGCACCAGAAAGUGACAGCAGCUAUCGUGAGUAUAGUUCAAACAGACAGGUUCACCAUGCUAGUCGAAAAGGCCACAAUCGAAGCCGUUAUCGUCGGAACAGUUGCUCAUCCAGCUUUUCAGAUAGUCAUGGCUCCAGUUAUCAUAGUCACAGCUCGGGUAGUCGACAGCGACAUCGUCGGAAACGUGCUGACCGUGAUAGGAGUCGGCGUUACCGUCGGCGCACUCGUAGUCUCAGUUCACGCUCUCCCCAGGAGCACAAUUCCAGGCCACCCAGCGCUGAGGACGACAAGGACGGCCAUCUGGUUUAUCACCAUGGAGACAUUCUACAAGAUCGAUAUAAAAUCCUCUCUACUUUGGGGGAGGGGACAUUUGGAAAAGUUGUUAAAGUUAUUGACCUAAAACAUGAACAGAUGGUAGCUCUGAAGAUAAUAAAGAAUGUGGACAAAUACAGAGAAGCAGCAAAGUUAGAGAUAAAUGUGCUGAAGAAACUAGCUGAUGCAGACCAGAAUGGAAGGCACCUCUGUGUUAAAAUCUUGGAUUGGUUCAACUACCAUGGUCACAUAUGUAUUUCUUUUGAAAUUUUAGGCCUUAGUGUAUUUGACUUUUUGAAGGAAAAUGGCUAUCAACCUUAUUCCAUUGACCAGGUCAGACAUAUCGGCUAUCAACUGUGUUACUCUGUAAAAUUUCUGCAUGAAAAUCAGUUGACUCACACAGACUUAAAGCCAGAGAACAUUCUAUUUGUUAACUCCAACUAUGAUGUUGUCUACAAUUCCAAGAAAAAUCGCGAGGUUAGGAGGGUUCGUUCAACUGAUAUCAAACUCAUUGAUUUUGGGUCUGCCACCUUUGAAGACGAACAUCACAGUACCAUUGUGUCAACGCGCCAUUACCGUGCACCAGAAGUUAUACUAGAGCUGGGCUGGGGCUAUUCUUGUGAUGUUUGGAGUAUUGGCUGUAUUCUUUUUGAACUGUACUUAGGAAUCACACUUUUUCAGACACAUGAGAACAGAGAGCAUCUUGCUAUGAUGGAACGAAUACUUGGGAAACUUCCUUAUAACAUGUGUCGUAAGUCCAAAACCAAGUACUUCUAUCAUGGAAAGCUAGACUGGGAUGAAAAAAGUUCAGCUAGCAGAUAUGUAAGAGAAAACUGUAAACCUUUAAGGAGGUACAUGAUCAGUGACGACGAAGACCACAGAAAUCUGUUUCAUCUUUUAGCUCGAAUGUUAGAUUAUGAACCCAACCAGAGGAUCACCUUGGCAGAAGCUCUGAACCACCCUUUCUUCUCUAAGCUCUCUGAUGACUGUUUAUGGCACAUCCAAGACCAGCAAAUAGAAAUAGCCCCGAAAAAUGGGUUAAGGGAUUGUUCACAUAGUCUGGGCAGAUGAACUGUCUUAUAUAGAAAACCAACACUGUAUUGGAGAGGUCCACUCUUUUCUAAUUAUAAUAAAAUGCCUUUUUUUCAAGUGACAGACAGAGAACACUCCAUAAGGAACCCUUGUAUGUAAAUUGUGUACAAAUUUUAAGGCUUUGUAGUGUUUCUUCCCUGAGAAAUUUUUGAAUGUAAAUCUUUUUUUGUACUUUUGUUGUUUCAGGAGUGAUUACCUACAAUAGUAAGCACUUUAAAGAAACAAAAAAAAAAGUUAUAUAAAAUAAAUUUUUAUGUAUAUUA